Molecule: messenger RNA, 1980 nt
Organism: Papilio xuthus (Asian swallowtail)
Lineage: Eukaryota; Metazoa; Arthropoda; Insecta; Lepidoptera; Papilionidae
Product: juvenile hormone esterase-like
Exons: 5
Coding region: 232-1914 (560 amino acids)
Source: RefSeq, a predicted model, not a curated record
GCAGAACAGGUCACUUCUAAAACGGCAGUGAUAAUAACCGCUUGGCACAUUUAGAUAAAACAUUUUUAUUACUAUUUAAAGAUAUCAGUGCGAAGAUAUUUUCAAUCAUAGGAGGUGUUUCCUAACGUCAAUAAAUUAAAAAUAAAGAAAUACUUAUAAAAAUAAAACAGGUGUGUUGAGUUCAACGUGCAUAAUUGAGUUUGAUAUAAAACGUUGCAGAUUUACUGGAUAAUGAUAUUUAAAUAUUUGUUAAUAUUUUCUUUAUUUAAAUUGGUUAAACCGUAUAACUAUCGAAUAGUUAAUACAACUACAGGGCCAGUCAGAGGUAUUUUGAAAGAUUGGCAGGAUUUAAAAUAUUACACAUAUCUAGGUAUUCCAUAUGCAGAAAAACCUACAGGCCAGCUACGAUUUAUGCCUCCAGUUCCAAAAAGGCCAUGGUCACAUGUAUUCGAAGCAACACGCGAAGGCUCUUCAUGUCCGCAAGGAUCAGAAAAGUAUGAGCGGUACCAAACGGACGAAGAUUGUUUAUUCCUGAAUAUAUAUGUGCCACAAAAUACUACGAAUAACAAAUUGUCGGUACUAUUUUUCGUGCACGGAGGCACAUUUCGUUUGCUAUCCGGCAAUAGUGACGUAAUAUAUGGACCGCAAUUUUUUCUAGAACAAAAUAUUAUAUUUGUUUCAAUGAACUACAGGUUAGGAUCGCUUGGAUUCCUAUCACUAGAUACAGUAGGAGCACCUGGUAACGCAGCUUUAAAAGACGUAGUAUUAUCUUUGAAAUGGAUAAACGAAAACAUCGAACGUUUCGGUGGUGAUCGAAAAAAAAUAACAAUUGGUGGCCACAGCAGCGGUGCAACGAUGAUACAUUAUUUAUUGGUAUCUAAACAAUCUGCCGAUUUGUUUCAACGCGCAAUUAUGAUCAGCGGCAACGCCGUGAAUCCCAGAUCAGUGGCAAGGUAUCCCAAAGACAACGCUUACAUAUUGGCCAAAGAACUCGGCUUGGACACAAACGAUGACCAACUUCUACUUAAGAAACUCAAAGAAGUAGAUGUUUUCGACAUUAUAGAUGCAGAAGUGAAAUUAACCAAAUACGACGAACUUGUUCUACGUCCAUUCUCUUUUUUUCUUCCAACUGUUGAAAAGGAAUCUUCUCACGCAAUCGUCACUUCAGAUCCUAUAAAUUUAAGUUUGCAUGAGAAUGUGUCAAUUUUUUCUGGUUUUAAUGACAGAGAAGGCAUAUACAUCAUACCAAAAAUACUUAAAAAUGUGACGAAUUUGAAAAAACUAAUUGAUGAUAUAGAACUGUGUAUACCGUCCAAUAUAGAAUAUCCACUUAAUUCAAAAAUAUCUCUAGAUUUGGGUAAAUCGAUCAGAGAACGUUAUUUUAACAGUGACUUAUCCAACUUUACUUUAAGUAACAUUGUAGAUUUAGCGUCUGAUUCACACUUUAUUUACGGAAUAGACGCAUGGAUCAAAAAGAAGAAAGGAAUCAACAAAAGCAACGCUUUGUAUUAUUACAUGUUCAGCUUUGAUGGAGAUCUUAAUUGGUCGAAAAUAAAUUAUGACAUACAUUUCCCAGGAACCGCCCAUGCAGAUGAAAUGGGUUACAUAUUUGUCACUAAGAAUACAGAAUUGCUUUUAAAUAACAUCAGCAGUAAGAGUCGAUCGGUUCUAAACACUUGGAUUACAUUAUUAUGCAACUUUAUAAAAUUUGGAAAUCCCACACCAGAAGGCAGUAGCUUCAUCUGGCCGAGAUAUGACAAAAAUAGAUCAAUGCUCAUUAUAAGCGAAAACCCAAAGGAAGGAAGGGUUACAAAUCCGCUUCAUGACAGACUAAACUUUUGGUAUAAUGUUUAUGAAAAGUAUGACCGAUACGUAAAAGAUGGCGGCGAACUGGAGAAAAAAUGUAUAGCGUAACCAAAAAGGACAAAGACAUUACUAUAUUUAUUUUAUGAGAAACUAAUAAUAGUGUAAUAAAUUUUA